Molecule: messenger RNA, 3268 nt
Organism: Leptinotarsa decemlineata (Colorado potato beetle)
Lineage: Eukaryota; Metazoa; Arthropoda; Insecta; Coleoptera; Chrysomelidae
Product: protein MMS22-like
Biological process (GO): replication fork processing; double-strand break repair via homologous recombination
Cellular component (GO): nuclear replication fork
Source: RefSeq, a predicted model, not a curated record
AAUGAGAAGCAACGACCAUAGAAAUUAAGGGGUGAGAGAGGUGUGCACGACACAAAAUUCAAAAAUAGAUCUCCCGCGAAAUAUAUUAACCUAACCUAAAAUACUGACACCUAACAAAUUAUUUAAAAAAAUAAUGAUUUUCUAGGAGGCUUAAAUAUGAAUUUGUAUGGAUAUGUUCUGAGUUGCGAUCAAAUAAGUGAUGUUCCACUUUUUCAAGACUUUCAGAAGCUAUUUGUUCCUAUGAGCCAACAACUGAGAAUUUCUGAAAACAAAUUAUUCAUUGGUGAACAAGUGUACAACAGAAGACUCAUCAUUGAGGAAAUCGAUAUUAUUUUACGUUUAGCUCAAAGAGAAUGGCACUAUUUGCAAACCAUUGCGUUGAAUGGUGAUGUGUUAGCAUAUGAAGAAAUGAUGUAUUCAAGGGAACUCAUCAACAAAUCAUUUUCUGCAAUAACGGAGUCAUUACUGUUAUGCGAAUAUCCUUCACAAAAAGCUAGAUAUGCCUCACAGACGUUAGACAAAGUUAUUUUUUUUACUAAUACAGUUUUAUCAUUCAGUGAACUAAGUGAGGAAUUUGUGAUCAAGCUUUCUGCUCUUAAAGAAAGUGAUACUAGGAAUCCAGUAUACCAGUAUUUUCAUACAUUCCUGGAGAUUCACUAUUAUACAUUGGUUUUACAUUAUAUCUGUGGAUCUUCUAAAAUUGUUCUUGAAAACAAAAUUGAAACAAUAAUUAUUAACCUAGUAGUGCUAGCUAGAAGGAGUUUUCAAAGGCAAAUAACUCGAGAUGUGUUUGGAUGUCCAUGUGUCAAAAACAUUUGGCUACUUAUUCAGUUAUUCUGUGAGAAAACUAGAGACCCCGAUUUUUUCUGGAAAAUAUUCAACAAGAAAUUAGAGACUGAAGAUUCACUAUUCACUUUAUGGCUCUUAAAAGAUGUUGCCAAUUUACAUUCAUAUAAUACUAGUCUCAGGAAUGAAGAAAAUCAUUCUGAAAGAAUUAGAGAAAAUUAUGAGUUGAUACAAUUCAAGUUGAAACCACUUCUGCUGAAAGCUGACUCUGAUAUGUUAAUGGAAAUUUUAAAAUCAAUUGAACCUUUAAUAUGUGGGCUUUGGCUGAAACAAGGCAGUAUUCAAACUUAUCAAAUCAUCUGGGACUACUACAGUAAGAGACUUAAUGUCUCAAAAAGAAACUAUACCAACUCCACAGCUCUAGACUUAGUUGAACUUCUGGAUAUAAUACUCUUCAAACCGAAGGAGUGCAAAGGUGAUUUUGAAAAAUUUAUUUCCAUGCUCAUUUGUCAACUCCAAAGCCACCCUGAACAUUGGGGGAAAAUGAAAGGAAGGAUUUAUUCACAACUGGGUCCAAAUAAAUUGAAGGAACUUUCUGAAACAGGAAUUAUCCAUGUCAUGUUACUUUUUAUAGCACUGUCAGCUGUUGGAUAUGAAGAGGUUACGAAGAAAGUUGUUUCUAUUUUUGACACUCUACCACCUGAAAAAAAGAAUACUCCUUUGGUGUGGAAUGUUUAUAUUACCUUUAACAUUAUACAAGUACGAAAUGGACACAGCCUUGGAAGCACAGCACCAUCUUUACUAUCCCUGCUCCAAGAAGCAUCAGCAGACAACAAACAUUUUCGUUUGAUAAAAGGAUUCAUCACAAACUUCGAACAUUUGUUGAAGUUUAGUGUUAAUAUGCAACUCGACCAAUCACUAUUUUUGAACUCAUGGUUAUCAAAAUAUCUAUCAACUUGUUACUACACAGAUCUAAACCUUGCCUUGGACGUUUUAGCCUUUACGUUGGAUAAAGUUGGAAAUCCAGAUUGUUGGUCAUUGUGGAUGGCACCUUUUAAAGAACAUGUUUAUCCUGCCCUAAAGUUGGUCUCUAGCACUCAUAAUGCCCCAGGAUCAAUAGGAAAAAUUGCUGGAAAACUAUGUUUACUCAUUCCACAUUUAGCCAACGAAAUUUUUGCAUACUUCACAAAUGAAAACAUACUCUCUAACAUAUUAUCAGAGUUUCUAAUAGUUGUUUUGAGGAAUUAUCCCAAUAGUUACAUCUUGAAUGAACAACAAGAAGCACAAGUAAUUAUAUGCUGGGUAAAAAUAUGUCUGCUAACGAUGGAGGCUCCUGAAAGUUUAACCCAAAAUGUACUGAAAUUUGAUCUCUUUCCUGUUGCAUUGAAAUCACAUAUCAACUCAUCAAAGGAUCCAAUUUAUGCUCUCAUUGAGUUUUUUGGAAGUGACAUAAAACACCAUUCCCAAUCUUCAUUCAUCAACAAGUUAUGCGAGUUAUCCUUCGGUCACCUUGAUAAGUGGCUAGUGCAGUAUAUAUCACAAGGGGAGAAUGAAGCAAUAAUUUGUCGAAUCUACACUUGCCUUUCACUUGCAUUUUUACACUGUGGAACCCUGCUUUACAGUCGUAAUAAGAGUUCAUGUCCCCUUACAAAGUUGACACAGUGCCUGUUGAUGCCCAAUGAUUUACUUAUAGGAAAGAAUUUGCAUGAAUAUGUGGUGAAUGCAGUUAAAAACACUUGGCACCUAUUUUACGAGGCUAUGGUGAAGCUGAGAGCAGAAACUGAUAUGUUCGUGGAGAGAAUGCUUCGUGACAUGAUCACUAAAUAUAUGAAAUAUUUCUCCACAAGUGAGUCUCCUAUUUUAAAGUGUUUGGAAAAUGACGCAGUUGCUUCCGUGUUGUUAGAAAAAUUAUGUAGCUCUUAUUUCAAACAUCCUGUCAAAGAACCUGAUGCUAAUUUACUAAAGGUUUUGAAAAUUUUAACAGACAUCAUAAAGUGUACUACUUCGAUCCAAGUGUUGAAGUUAAUUGUGACAAAAACAUUUUAUGGAUUAUGUGAAGUAGUUAUUUUCCAUAAACAAAGAAGCACUGCUAUAAGUUUGAUAGCAACAAUCACUUGUUCUCCUUUGUACCCUCAAAUUAAAGCAGAAUUUCGAAAUGAAGUGAAUGCCAUUACAGUGAAACACAUGGCAUUCAACACCAUAAAUUAUUUUCAACUGAUGAUGAUCUUGGCCAAGUUUGUUCCAAAUGAUAUUAAGGAGUUACUUGGAAAUGUCAAGCAACAGGUUAUAAAUGUUGAAAGAUUACGUAGUGUGGGGUUUGAUAGAAAUUUACGACUACAUUUUGAAAAACUUGAAAGUGCUGUGAAAGUGACUCAGUGAUAUAGUAAUUUAUUUCAAGUGCUUUAUGUGAAAUAAAGAAAACCAAACUUGUUUGUUGAAAAUAUUUUGAACUAAGUUGAAAUUAUACAGGUUUGUAAUCUAA